This is a messenger RNA of Lampris incognitus (smalleye Pacific opah), 1891 nucleotides long. It is a transcript of the gene ogg1, whose product is annotated as 8-oxoguanine DNA glycosylase. The transcript has 7 exons. Gene Ontology annotation, molecular function: damaged DNA binding; 8-oxo-7,8-dihydroguanine DNA N-glycosylase activity. NCBI's taxonomy places the organism in Eukaryota, Metazoa, Chordata, Actinopteri, Lampriformes, Lampridae. Gene Ontology annotation, biological process: nucleotide-excision repair; base-excision repair, AP site formation; base-excision repair. Gene Ontology annotation, cellular component: nucleus. Bases 429 to 1643 code for a protein of 404 amino acids. The record is from RefSeq and is a predicted model, not a curated record.
CAGUAGCGCAGAAAUUGAGAAGUGGCUGCUGCUAGUGCUUCAGCGCUAUAUGCUGAUCCCUACGAUCGUUAUCGCUUUAUACCGAGCGUUUUGGACUCGAUAAAACAGUGCGUGUUUAACCCUUUCGACCCCUGAAAACACCGCUUCAAGACGCACUGUUAGGUUUCUGUUGUCCACCGUUGCGGUGCGUAAACUCCGCGAAACGUUUUUUUUAGAUCCAUCAAAUAAGUGCCCCUUUCCCGAUUUACAAACAUGUAGGGCGAAGUCAAGUGCUAUGCCUUCCUUAUGAUAUGCAUAUUAUCCAAUCGAUUAUCUAGAGUUAGAUUAGGCUGCUACGUGGAAUCUUUUUGCAUGGGGGCAGAGCGAGUGAAUACGUGCGUUUUUAAGUCUCCCGACUAAACCCUAGUGAACCGUGCGUCAUCACAACCAUGGCAAGGCAUGCAGUGCUUUCCUCGGGGGCAGGGGUCUGGAGGUCUCUCGCCUGUGCCAGAUCAGAGCUGAGACUGGACCUUACACUUGGCUGUGGACAGAGCUUCCGUUGGAGAGAGACCAGUGAUGGUUACUGGACAGGUGUGAUGGGAGGACGCGUGUGGACUCUUACACAGACAGAUGAUACUUUGUUGUACCAUGUCUACAAUAAGCAAGGUGGGCAGGAAGAGGGUUAUGGCAGGAAGAGGAAAGCUUGCGCUUCAGUUCAGGGGCUGAAUAAGUCAGAGAAGAGAUUAAAAGGAGCUCUCAAGCAGGAGGAAGUGGAGAAGCCGGUGGAUGUGACCCUUGAGCAGGACGUGAAGGAGGAAGACAUGCUGACAGAUUACUUGCAAUUGAAUGUGAAGCUUGGCGAGCUAUACAAGGAGUGGGGGGCAGCAGAUCCUCACUUCAAGAGUAUUGCCAACAUCUUCACCGGUGUAAGAAUGCUGCGCCAGGACCCCACGGAAUGCUUAUUUUCAUUUAUUUGCACUUCCAACAACCAUAUUUCCCGUAUCCAGGGUAUGGUAGAGAGGCUGUGUCAGUCUUUGGGCACCUUGCUUUGCUGUCUGGAUCAAACCAGCUACUAUGAUUUUCCUUCCCUGUCCACACUUGCAGACAGCAGCGUAGAGGCCUGUCUGAGGGAUCUGGGUUUUGGAUACAGGGCCCGGUUCCUGCAGCAGAGUGCAAAGCAGAUCCUGGAUACCCAUGGGCCCCAAUGGCUUCAGGGUCUACGAAGUGUCCCAUAUCUGCAGGCCCGUGAUGCUCUGCGCACGCUACCCGGUGUUGGAAUCAAGGUGGCAGACUGUGUGUGUCUGAUGUCCCUUGAUAAGACCGACGCUGUUCCCGUGGACACCCAUGUGUGGCAGAUUGCUAAAAGAGACUAUAAAUGUGCUGCUGGCAAUGGGCAGAAGAGCCUCACUGACAAAGUCCACCGAGACAUUGGGGAUUUUUUCAGACAGCUAUGGGGUCCUUACGCCGGCUGGGCACACUCGGUGUUAUUCUGUGCUGACCUCAAAAAGUUCCAGAAGCUGAAAGAGAUGCCGUCCUUUAAGCCAGAGGCGGAGGUGAAGGAGGAAAAGAAGGUUGUCAGCAAAAAGGCUAAAAUCAAAGUAGAGGAAAAUGGCACUGUAAAGGAUGGGAGAACAAGCCAACGUGUUAGGAGAAAGCAACGAUGACUGUACAAAACAAGGGGACGCUGUGACUUAGAGACUUCCUAGAUGCUCAUAGAGUUAGAAUUGGCUGGUGCUGAUACUGAUCACAUCAGACUACAUUACCCAAUAUUUGCUUGAUUUUUACACACCUUUAGUGGGAUGUCUUCUCUUGUGGUCUUCCCGUAUGUGGCGAUGAAAUCUGGAUAAAACCUUUUAAGAAUUAUAUCAAUUUUUCCUGACAUGGUAUAAUAAAACAUGGGACUGUCAUGAAA